Cercopithifilaria johnstoni is the source of this 729-nucleotide messenger RNA. The record is from the annotation of a GenBank genome assembly. Lineage: Eukaryota; Metazoa; Nematoda; Chromadorea; Rhabditida; Onchocercidae.
AUGUUACUUCAACGAGCUGAAAAAUCAAUCUGGCAAAAUUCGAUCCGUUUUUUACGUAACAACAAAAAAUGGUUACCGAGACAGGAGCCAGAAACAUUUGAAAAUGUUGUUUUCCCACCAAACGGAGAGUACAAAUUGCCAGUUAUGCCCGAGGAGCCGAAUUACGAUCCCGCAUUAGGUGAACAAAAAUUCAAGUCGUCGAAGCAGCUCGUCAGUAUCCGUGGCGUCGAGGAAAUACACACAGAAUUGAUCCACAAACAAUACGGCCUCGCUGCUGUUGGUGGCGGCUUCAUCAGUGCAUAUGAUUUCAAUUUUAUUCGUGACCGCUUGAAUAGAAAUCUUUUAAAAAAUCAAUUCGCAAUAUGGAGAGUUCCGGCGCCGUGGCUUCCACGUACGAAGAAGGCAAUUGGAGCGAAACCGGGUAGUGGUAAGGGGAAUAUACACCAUUAUGUUACACCUGUUCGAGCAAAGAGAAUUAUUCUGGAAGUCGGUGGUUAUAUUAUGGAAUUGGAAGCGAGGGCUUAUCUGAUGUAUCUUUGCGAACGGUUUCGUUUUCCUGUGGAAUUUAUUAGCGAGAAAAUAUUGGAAGAGAAGAAACUUCAAGAGAAAAAAAUUGAGCAAAUAAAUGUUAAUAAAUUUAACUGGGAUUUAGUUUUGAAAUAUAAUAUGCAAGAUUGCCAUAGGUGGCUAUCGUAUUACGAUAUUGCUUUUAAAUGCAAAUAUACUUAG